UUUAAAUAAAAAUGAAAAUGGAUGACUGCGAAAUUAUUACUACUUGAUUUGGAUACUAACAAGAAAAUAAUAAAAAUGGAAGUUUAAGAAAAAAACAAAGUUUUUCAAAAUAGGUUUCAUUUAAAUCACACCUAAAACCCAACUCCCACCCACCCCCACCCACCCCACUCCCUAAUCUCACCUCCUUCCUUCCACAAACUCCCCUCAACCCCCCGUACAACCUCCACCCCUAUCCCCUACCCCACCCCACCCCACCCCCUAUUCCCUACCUCUACCCUUUCCCCUCUCUCAUUCUCAUGCUAACCAACUACUUGUUGCAGUAAGGGUUCCGCGAUUUUGCUGCAUUUGUUCUGCCAAUCUGGAGCAAGAUAAACUGGAAUGAUCGGUUUGUUUCGUGCUUGUGGUUCAUCAAUACUAUCAGGAACUAGGCUUGUCACUACUACAAGCCCGUCUUGCAAAAAUCUUUUUCCUUUAUGGGGAGCAAGCUUCCAGCAUUCUAGUGUUAGGACAGUGAAGUUCGAGUUAUUGUUGACAAGGCUUCAGUUUCAGAGCUAUUCAUCAAAAAAGUCGGGUGAAGGUAGCUCCAUUAAGGGGAAACUCAAGUCUAAACCACUAAUGAAGGACGAUAAGGAAGCCUUUUUUGUUGUUCGCAAGGGUGAUCUCGUGGGAGUUUACAAAAGCUUAAGCGACUGUCAAGCUCAAGUUGGAACCUCGAUAUGCGAUCCUCCUGUCAGUGCGUACAAAGGUUAUAACAUGCCCAAGGACACUGAGAAGCAUCUGAUGUCUUGUGGACUUAAGAAUGCUCUUUACUCCAUAAGAGCUUCUGAUCUUACUGAAGAACUUUUUGGCACUCUUAUAUCAUUGCCUUCGUCUUCUAGAGGUGAAACAUCUACUGAACUUGUGACAACAAAGAAGAGGCCCCAGGAACCUAUGUGGUCAGAAUAUGGGGAGGCUGUUGGACCCGUCUUGACCGCAAACGAUGCUUUAACAAAGCAUUUCAAGUUAGACCCUUAUAGAGUUGACCAGAAUCAAUCAGUUUGUAGAUCUUGUACUAUCGAGUUUGAUGGUGCUUCAAAAGGAAAUCCUGGUCAAGCAGGGGCUGGAGCUAUACUGCGAUCUGAUGAUGGAAACUUGAUUUGUAGGCUGCGUGAAGGCUUAGGCAUUGCCACCAAUAAUUUUGCUGAAUAUCGUGGCUUUAUACUUGGGUUGAGAUAUGCACUUGGAAAAGGUUUUACAAGUGUUCGAGUUCGAGGUGACUCCAAACUUGUUUGCAUGCAGAUUCAGGGAUUGUGGAAGGUCAAAAACCAAAACAUAUCCGGCUUGUUUGAUGAGGCUAAGAAAUUGAAGGAUAGAUUUCUCUCGUUCCAGAUUAUUCACGUUUUAAGGGACUUAAAUUCUGAGGCGGAUACUCUGGCUAACUUGGCUGUCGAUCUUGCUGGUAAUCUUUUUGAUCCUCUUAUUGUUGUGUUUCCAUUUACUUAUCACAGCUACAUCAUCUUGAUCUGGUUUGAUGCGUGACUGCAGAGGGACAGAUUCAGGAGGAGGUCGAUAAAUAACUUCUAGCUUGCGCCUUCUUCUGCACUGUCUUUACUAACGCAAUUUUGCAAUUUUUAUUGGCUUUCUCUUAUUUUCUAUGGGAUAAUUUUAAUUUAUUGGCUGCCUCUAUAUCUACUGUUGCAAUUUUGAACAGUUAAUUUGUUCAAGUGGGAUGUAAAGUAGCACUGGCAAAGGCCUCUUAGUUUUUCUUGAAGUAGCUAGGUCAGAUGAGGGAAUUAGUCUUUAUUGAGCAUGGAUGAUUGUUGAAAUUUCUUCAGCUGUGUAAUUAUAAAAUGGUGCCCACAAUA
Salvia miltiorrhiza (redroot sage) is the source of this 1844-nucleotide messenger RNA. RefSeq lists its product as uncharacterized. The record is from RefSeq and is a predicted model, not a curated record. Gene Ontology annotation, molecular function: nucleic acid binding; RNA-DNA hybrid ribonuclease activity. The coding region runs from base 379 to 1518 and encodes 379 amino acids. Lineage: Eukaryota; Viridiplantae; Streptophyta; Magnoliopsida; Lamiales; Lamiaceae. The transcript has 9 exons.